UGCGGCGAUAUAUGCACAGUACGUACCGGUAUAUACCGCGUACCGUACCACAGCACAGAAACCCGUCACGUCUCCACGUCGUCGAUGUGCUCGUGAACACGUAGAUAUUUCGUUUUCUUUUCCAAAAGGUGUUUUAACAAACCGAUUCAGAGUCGCGUCAAGGAGCUUGAUGAACAUUGUCCUUAAUCCUCCAACUAACAUUGGGAAGAGAAUGGGCGAAGAAGUGGGAAAAAUAUUUGUUGGUGGCGUGAACCGGGAAACUACUAUAGAUGCUUUCCGGGCUUAUUUUGAGUCAUUUGGUAAGAUCAACGAUAUCGUUUUGAUGAUGGAUAAGGACAACAACGAUGGCUCGAAUAAGGGCUAUGGCUUUGUGAAAUAUGAUGAUCCACGCUGUGCAGAUGAUGUCAUUUCAAAAAAAGGCCUGCAUAAACUUGAUGGCAAAGAGCUGGACACAAAACCUUGCAAUGCCCGAGGAUCUAGACCAAGAGGUGGCGUACCUGACGAUAACAAAACCAAGAAGGUCUUUGUUGGGGGUAUCUCACAGCAGGCAGGCAAGGAGGAUCUUUAUGAUAUCUUCAAAUCCUUUGGAGUGGUAGAAGAUGUGCACAUCAUGACAGACAAUGCCACAGGAAAGCACAGAGGCUUCGGCUUUGUGACGUUGGAUAGUGAAGAAGCCGUAGAGAAAUUGGUCCAAAUACGCCACCUGGAGCUGAAGGGAAAAUCGAUGGAGAUUAAAAAGGCCCAGCCGAAGAUGAGCAGAGGGUUCGGAGGGCCAGGUGGACCAGGAGGACCUAUGGGCGGAGGAGGAGGUUUCCCACAAGGAGGCGGUAGCUGGAACCAAGGGGGACAGCAAGGCUAUAGUGGGUUUGGAGGGGGCAGCCAGUGGAACAUGGGUCAACCCAUGGGCCAAUUUGGGCAGCAGCAAGGAGGAUUUCAGCAGAGAGCUGGCCAAGGCCAGAGUUACGGCGGCCAGCAACAAGGGUACAACAACGGCUACCGGCAACAAGGUCAGGGGGGGCAACAAUAUGGUCAACAAGGAGGAGGUUAUGGGGGGCAGCAACAGCCACAGCAGCAACCUAGCUAUGGAGGAAAGCCCAGUGCAGGAGGUGAUAAUUAUGGAACCAAAAAUCCUCGCCAUGGUGGACAGAGCUAUAGUAAUUAUGGAGGAGGUGGAUAUGGACAAUCUCAACAGGACCCUUAUGGACAACAACAACAACAGCAACAGCAAUAUGGAAACCAAGGUUCAAUGGGUAACUAUGCCCAAGAAGCAUCGGGGUACGGUCCUCAGCGAGUGAACUACAACCAACAACAACAACAAGGCUACAAUCAAGAAUCCCUAAACUACCCGGCCUUUUAACAUUGACAAUUCGGUAACGACAUGCCAGGGCAGAAUUUUGGGCCACCUCAGCAACAGCAGCAGCAACCACCACCACAGCAACAGCAACCACCACAAGGGUACGGGCAACAGGUUGAAGGGGGCCCCGACAUGUACGGCAACAACAACUACGGAAGAGGCAACCUGGGAGGAGGGAACCAGUUCCAUCCGUACAGGCGAUUCCAAGGCAAUCAGGUUCAGUAACGCUGGCAGUGGAAACGUUCCUUUGCUCUGUCAUAGGAAUGGGUGUGUUGCCCCCAAGGGAAUGUUCCCAUUGCUAUAAAACGGUACGUUACCUUCACGUGGGUGUCAUUUCUUGUCUCGAGCCGUUUCACAUGUGUAUUGACUUAAAGGGGCUGUGCUCUCUGUGUAUUUAUUUUCAUGCAAUUGUUGAUGCUGGCUGCUAUGCGUGGUAUGACUAUGUGUUCUUAUAUAGGCAGCUGCUGUUUGUACUAUAGGUGUAACCAAUCUCUUCAAACUUUCACUGAAGGAAAUGUAUAAUUGAAAUACAAGAAUUAAAGAAACAGUCUUACAGAAAUACCAGAAAAAAAUUAUUAACAUGUUAGGAUUAUUCCUCUUGUUGAAAAGUGGAUGAAUUCACGAUCAAUGUAUAUAUCGGCACUUUGUUUUAUAUCUACAUUUUGCCAAGAUGCUGGUUCUAUUUUGUGAACUUUAUAAUAUAGACUAUUAUGCAAAUGUGUUAAUUGUUGGUAGAAAAAGGAAAAUGAUAUUGUUCCUCCACUGAUUGCCUUUUUGUACAGGUUUUAGCAAAGAAAGUGGUCUUUUUGUGAACAUUCAUGCCAAUCAAAAAAUUGUCCACUGUUAGUUAUGAAAGUAACAUUACAUGGGAUGCUAUUAAUUUGUCAAAAUAAAUUCAUAAAUAGUCACUCUCAGAUCUUUGUGAAACACCCUCCAUAUUUAGCACAUCUUUUUGCAAUGCUAUUAUAUAAAUGAAAAUGAAUAUUAUUAUUUAAUACUUCGAGCAUUGCUGUAAUAGAGCAUUUAAAUGCUGUUGGUGGAUGUUUGUGAUUUUUUACCUGCUUGCUAAGAAAGCAUUAAUGCUUAUGAACAAGUAACCAUAGGACCGAAUGCUUAAGGUCCUCUCCGAGGGACCUAGUAAUGAGGAUAAAUGCCUUACCAAAGGGCACUAGCGCUCCAAGUGGGAAUCAAACCCGGGUCACUGGAAUCCAGAAACCCCCACUCUUCCAUCUGAGCUAUCAUGCCUCUUGUUCUUUAUACCAUAGAAACAUAUGACAAAUAAGAUACUUCAAGUUCCUUCCCCAAAUUUUAGCUUAUAGAUAUACAAAUUAUUAUUUUCAGAAUGUUGUCCACUUCAGUCCUCAAGCAGUCUCUGACAUGGCUAGAGGCUACUUUAUUUUUGUUUGUCACUGAAUGGGUAAUGUGUGUUGUUUUCUUGUCACAAAUAAUUAAUGCCCGAGGCAUGCCUUUUUACAUGUUAUAUUUUUCAUUGUUUGUAUGUGUGGCUCUUGAUUAAGAAAUAUCAUUAUGUUGAUCAGACAAGCAUGCAGCUGUUAAUUGGAAGGUGUAUUUCAUGAAGCAAAUAGUGAUUUUUACGAACUAAUUUGUUCUGAGCCAAUCUGGAGCAAGCAUUUCAGUAGCUUAUAAUAGUUGUCAGUGACAAUUGUCUUUUUUCUAUGAAUUUGGGGCACAAGUUGUACAUUUUUGUUUGUAUGCUUUACAUUUGUAUUAAGACCAUAUAUUUUACUUUGUGCCAUUAGACUCAAUUUCUUUGAAGAUAUUGAGCAAAACAGUGGAUAAUGCUGUUACAUAGACACAGUGUCCAUGAACCAUCAGGGUUUUUUAAUACAUUAAUGGUCCUAAAAGUGAAUGAUGGCAAUUAUAAGUUGACCAAAACUUGAAACAGAAUGCCUGUUAAGGUCAGGGAGCAAAAUACUGCAGAUUUCCUAUAGAUGCAUAGUUCUAUUUUUUACAAGAAAAUUUUCUAAAAAAUUGUCACGAAUCACUAUGCGACACAGUGUCCACCGAAUGUCACAUUUGGUGGACACUGAGUAGCACAGUGACAAUUUUUUGGAAAAACCCAAAACUUUUGUUUCAUGAAAUAAUCUCCAGGACAAUACAUUAUAUGGAGCCCUAUUUGAUUAGCUUUUAUUCCUUAAAUUCAAAUUGGCAACGUUUGGAUUUUUAUAUCACUGAUACAUUUUUUGUGAUAAAGUACAUGUAUAGUAUUGGAAAUAAAAAGAGAUUGAUAGUGGAUAUUUUGAUACAAGUUUAGUAUUUGCAAGUUGUCAUGUGAAGAACGGCAAUAUCAAUGUAUCCGUGGCAUUGCCAAUUUGAAUAUUUAAGAGAUCCCUUCAUUCUUUUUUAUUCAAUGUUGUAUACUUAUGCAUCUAAACUAGGCACUGUUGGGGUUUAAUUUAUUCUCUUGUGAAGUGUGUGCAUGUAUGUGUUAAAUUGUAAGGUUCUGAAUCAAAAGUUAUUGAGCCAAUAUGGUUGGAAAUUCAGAAGGAAUAUUAAAUCUAUUCAUGUACAUGUAUGUACUUUAAAUCAUCCUGUGUAUUGAAGUUUAAUUAAAGUAAUUGCCGCCAGCAGACAAUUAAUUCAUUAUUAAGGUUUUUAAAUCAAGGCUGAUUCUUCCCAUAUCAUGAAUAUAUAAAUCUGAUACAUUUCAUUUUGUGAAAAUAUCAGAUUUGAGCUGAAAACAGUCAUGCUGAAGAUCUCUAACAAAGAUAAGUACAUGUGGGAUAGUCAAAGUGUACUAUUAUUGGUUGGAAAAUAUCACCAUCCAGGAUGGAAUGCCAUGCUUAUUUUUUUUUUCUCAGCAAUUCCAACAUUUUAUACCAAAUAGUUUGGCACAAAUUCUUUAUCUUCGUUUAUACAUACAUGUACAAAUACUUGGAUGGUCAUUUAAUUGGAUUCUGUUCGAACUUAUGACAGCUGGCAAUUAUGGGGGGGGGGUUUCUUCAAAUUUUUUCAUCAUGGAUGACAAGUUUUCUUUUACUCUAAUAUAUUCUUAGAGGAGGUUUUAUCCUUGUAAAAACUUAUUUAAACACAAACUUGGAUAUCGAGCUGACUUUAAUUUUUUUCCCUAGCUGUAAGACGUUCAUGCACAUAAGAUUCAUCAAAUGAGAUCUUCAUGAUAUUUGUACCAUUUUGUUGCAUAUUUUCUAUCGAGUUUAGAUUAUGAAGUGAAUGUUUUGGUAUGGUAGUUUGAUCACCUUGGUGUCACAUCACACUAAAAAAAUGUCAUGUUUUUUAAACUUGCCAACAUUUUUAUCACAAGUAGUUUCAUAUGAUUUGUAUAUUCACUUUGGCAUUCAUUGCUGUCAUCAAUUGUCCUGUAGAAUUAUUUGAUUAUGAUAUAAUGUCAGAGAAUCAUAUUGACGUGGUUCCCUUUUCUUUUUAUAGUACUAAAACUUACACUGUAAAAUCUAUACAUAUUAAAUAUCAUGUAUAUAAUGUGCAGAGUUGUAUAUGCAUGUAUAUUUUGCCGACUAACGAAUUUCUAUCGUUAUGAGAAUAACUAUUUGAUUAUUGAUCAGAAGAGAAAUUUUAGCUUGGUUACAAGAUGCUGUUAUAAGCUUCUGAUAUGGUGUAAUUUGAUUUGAUAAGAACAAUUUUGUCAGCAUUGUUAUGCAUAACAAUAUUUGUGAAAUAAGGCCCUAGUUCUUUGUAUGCAGGUAAAUCUGCCCAAAUUUUAUCUGAAAAUUCCUUUGUCUUUAUUAUUUGACUUUGAAAAUUGAUCAUUGCAGACUUCUGAAAUUCUUUCUUUAGUAGUCUGAUGUUAUAUUUUUCUUUAAUGAUUCAUAUGUCAAGGGAGUUGCUUGAUAUUGUGCAAAGGAGCAUGGAAAUAAGAUUUUGUUCCUAUGUUCCUCUUUAUUAUGUAAUUAUAUUCUGUUGAAAAUUAAGUAAACACAAAUUUAGAUUAAAAGAAAAAAAUCUACCCUCAUUGCACAGUUGAUUUGUUUUUGCUUUUAUAUAAUUAUAUUCUGUUGGAAAUUAAGUAAACACAAAUUUAAAUUAAAAGAAAAAAAAUCAACCCUCAUUGCCCAGUUGAGUGUGCAAAUGAAUCUUCCAUAAAUUAAGUCAAAAUAAUUUUUCUUGGGCUUAUCGCAGAAAGAUUUGCAAGCAAAUGUAAUGAUUAAAAUCAAAUACAACUUACAUUUCAACCAAUCAGAAAUUUACAUUUGGGACUUGUUUUGAUGAGCUGUGUAAACACCACUCUUUCAUUCUACAAUGGGGCAAUUCCAUAAGAUAAUCAACCUUUUUGUACAUCCGACCCCCAUUUUUCUGAAGACUUACUUCACUUCAUAAACUGACCAAGUCAUGGUCCUUUGAGAACAUUACAGACUGUCAAAAGAACAAGAAAUCAGAGACAGAAAAUUUCAUGAAGGUCCCACAUAUAGGGGGUCAGACGUACAUAUUUUAUGGCAUUGCCCAAUGGGCUUUGGAUCAUGUGAAACAUUUUAUUCCAUUUUAAGUCGUGGUAGUCCCAGGAGAUGCGACUUGGCCAAGGUUACCUGAGAGCCUUUUGCAUAAAAUUUGUUAUUGUGAUAGCUUUGCCAUCAUUCAAUGGUUACCUCUACGGAAACUUUUAUUUUGAUUUGUUGGUGAAUAUUUUACCAUGGUAGUUACUAUUAGAUAAGUCAUCAUAAUUAUAUCUUUUAUGCAACAGGGCCUUGAAUGUUAUCUAGAGUUGACUCCCCAUGUUAUGAUCCAAAUGGAGCUCUAGAAUAGCUUAGAUUUGAGAUUAGUUGUCUGCUUGUUUUGAGGAAGUUAUAAAGAAGGGCUUUAAAGUCAUAUUACCUCAGUUUUGUGCAAAUUAUUAGAAAUGCCGGUAACAGAGACGUCCCGGGAGGGGGGGGGGGCAAAUUUGGUGUAACAUUGAGAAAGUCCUCAGCCAUGCCUGUCAGGCCAGGAAACAUGAGACAGUGACUUAAAAUACCAUUACACAACCUCUGCUGGUCAUAAAUCUUCUAUUAUCAGUGAUUUUUAUUCAAAUGGUGUCAAAAUCCCUAUAAUCUGCAGUGAAACUAAACAUUGUUUAAUGGGUCGGCAUUUCAACAUAUUUGUUGAAAAAAGAAUUACAGAUUAAAAAAGAUAACAGAUGUCGAUUUGGGUUUGUUUAAAAGUUUUUGAAAUAUAUAGAUGGUUGUUGUCAUCGUGCUUUAUAAAACAACUGUUGGUUAGGUCAUAUUUGUUUAUCUGUUUGCCCAAAAAAGUAAGAUUCGAUUUCACUUUUUUUGUUCAUGUGAUAUAUUUUAAAAAGAGAAUAUUGAUUAAAGAUUCCACCUGUUUUUAAACCUA
Molecule: messenger RNA, 6661 nt
Organism: Lytechinus pictus (painted urchin)
Lineage: Eukaryota; Metazoa; Echinodermata; Echinoidea; Temnopleuroida; Toxopneustidae
Product: heterogeneous nuclear ribonucleoproteins A2/B1-like
Exons: 13
Coding region: 170-1357 (395 amino acids)
Biological process (GO): regulation of translation
Cellular component (GO): cytoplasm
Molecular function (GO): mRNA binding
Source: RefSeq, a predicted model, not a curated record